AUGACCACUACACGCGGCCGACACUUACCGACGACUCCUUACUGGACGCUCGGGUCAGACGCGGCGGUCGUGUCGGUUGUGAGUCAGACAUUGGUGGCCGACAGUCGGGACAUGAAGAGAUUCUUCGGCUUCGGGUCGCAGUCGAAGGCCAACAGUGGGUCCGCCGGUUGUCCGCAGCCGAGUGUGGAUCACAUCAGCGGUGAUGUCCAACGGGUGUCCCUCGAGAUCGAGUCGCUGUCCAAACAGAUCCGUAUCGAUGAGCAGAAGUGUCGACAAUUGGACACCGAUUUCGCCGAAGAGGUCCAGUCGUACGGACGGCUCGAACGCCGACACGAAGACAAUGGCCGGAGAAAAGACCAGACCAUCGAUGAGAUCAAACGCUUGAGCCAACACGUGGUGACACUCAUGCGUGCGAUCGAGUCGUCUGACGCUAUGGUCGAUGAGUUGGAGCGAGAGGUGCGCCGAAUGGAGGCCGAAGUGGACGCCCAGAAGCGUCAGUUCCGGUCACUUCUGGACCAAUACAGCCGUCAGUAUAACGAGAGGAAAGAGGCGUACGAAGCGAUCGGUCAGUAUUUGGAUGUCGACGGCAGCGGAACCGGUGAACGAGAGGACGACAUAGCGCUGGACUCCCGGCGCCGACAGAUGCGAGCGCUCAGAGCGGAGAUCCAGUCGCUGGAGACCCGCGCGGCCGCCUCUAAGCCGAAGGGUUUGACUGAAGACCAGUGGCGUCGUUGCGCGGAUCCGAUCGCCGCGAUCGUAGAGAUGGCCACAAUUAAAGUGAAAUCGAUGCAAAUGGACGAAUGGAUUGUACGCCAACUCAUGGUAAUGGAGGGUUUGGUUUCGCCCCAACAGUCGGUGUCGAGUGAUGAGCAACAGAUCGUUGGCCACCACUUUCAGGGCGGGGACAGUGUGUCGGCCCGAAGACCGGACGGCGCGGCAACAGUGCAAUCAAUGGCCGCAAUCGAUAGCCAAAGAGCUUUAUUCGGUGUCCAAUCGUUGGCGAUUGACUCGCAAAAGCCAAUCGACAAUCAGAGCGCCGUAUUUGGUAUCCAAUCGUUGACUAUUGACUCUCAGGCGUCACCCGACAGCACGAGAGCUAUAUUUGGUUUGCAUUCGUUGUCCGCCGACGGCAAGACUGCUGACAGUCUAUUCGUCAGUACUGUAUUUGACACGCGAUCGGUGGCCAGUCGUUCGCCGAAACCGAUGGACAGUAUGUUUGGUCUCCAAUCAUCGAUCGCUAGCCCUCCGGGCGGCGGACUCUCUCUGUUUGGUGGCCGCGAAGUGGCUUUUGGUUCUGGAGUUGGAAGUCCUCCGGGCGGUGGCGGCGGCUCUCUGUUUGAUCUGCAAUCUGCGGCCUCGACCUCACGGGCGUUGAGUCCGACCGAUGGGAGCGCUCUGUUUGGCGCACAAUUUGGUGCCAAAAGUCCCGACGACGGCGACGACGACCAGAAGUCGACCAAUAGUUUCGGGUUCUUUGGCGGCAAACCCACUGACGGCGACGACAACGACGAUAAUAACAAUGGAUUCAGUUUUUUCUCAUAA
Messenger RNA from Medioppia subpectinata, 1542 nucleotides. Lineage: Eukaryota; Metazoa; Arthropoda; Arachnida; Sarcoptiformes; Oppiidae. The record is from the annotation of a GenBank genome assembly.